Molecule: messenger RNA, 1728 nt
Organism: Cinclus cinclus
Lineage: Eukaryota; Metazoa; Chordata; Aves; Passeriformes; Cinclidae
Gene: CTBS
Product: chitobiase
Exons: 7
Coding region: 16-1107 (363 amino acids)
Biological process (GO): chitin catabolic process; carbohydrate metabolic process
Cellular component (GO): extracellular region
Molecular function (GO): chitin binding; chitinase activity
Source: RefSeq, a predicted model, not a curated record
GCGGCUCCUGCGGCCAUGGGGCGGCCGUGGGCCGGGUGGCUGCUGCCCAUCGCCCUCCUGCAGCUGCUGGGCCCUGUCGGCGCCUGCCCCUGCCGGGACCCGCGGCUGUGCCAGCCCGUCACGGGUCCCGCCGGCUCCGAGGUCUUUGUGUUUGAUGUAGGGGAGGAAACCUGGAAAUCCUACGACUGGUCAAAAAUUACCACUGUGGCAGCUUUUGGAAAGUACGAUCCUGAGCUCAUGUGCUAUGCUCACUCCAGAGGCUCAAGGAUAGUACUGAAAGGUGAUGUGCCUCUUAAGGAAAUUAUUGAUCCUGCUAAAAGAGCAGCAUGGAUAUCCCAACAGGUGGACCUUGCAAAAAGACAGUAUAUGGAUGGAAUAAACAUAGAUAUAGAGCAAGAAGUUAAUGAAACCUCCCCUGAAUAUUAUGCAUUGACAGAGCUUGUUAAGGAAACUACAGAUGCUUUUCACAGAGAAAUAGCUGGAUCACAGGUAACGUUUGAUGUGGCUUGGUCUCCAGCAUGCAUAGAUAAAAGGUGCUACAACUACACUGCGAUUGCAGAUGCCUGUGACUUCUUAUUUGUGAUGUCAUAUGAUGAACAGAGCCAGAUCUGGACAGACUGUGUUGCAAAAGCCAAUGCUCCUUACCUGCAGACUUUAGUUGGAUAUGAGAAGUACAUUGCUAUGGGCAUUGAUCCUAAGAAGCUUGUGAUGGGUGUCCCCUGGUAUGGCUAUGACUAUGUCUGCCAAAACCUAUCCAAGGAUCAUGUUUGUUCCCUUCCCAAAGUGCCUUUCCGUGGAGCUCCUUGCAGUGAUGCUGCAGGGAGCCAGGUCCCCUACUCAACCAUCAUGAAGCAGGUGAACAAUUCUCUUUCAGGGGUGCUCUGGGAUGAGCUACAGAAGGCUCCAUUUUAUGAGUACAAGGAUUCUGUUGGUCAAUUCCACCAGGUAUGGUUUGAUGACCCUCACAGCAUCUCUCUAAAAGCAGCAUAUGUGAAGAGUCGAGGCUUAAGGGGCAUUGGCAUGUGGAAUGGAAACAGUCUUGACUAUUCCAGAGAACCUGUAGCAGAACAACAAACUCAGGCAAUGUGGCAAGCUCUGACACCAUAAGAACUAUGUGAACCCUUGAUUUAGAAUGAUGAAAAUUGGCAAUUUUUUAUUUUGGCUUGCACUAUCAGAGAUUUUGAUUUUGUACAAAUAUAUUGUGAUUACAAAAACUCUAAAAACUAGACAAACUAAUCUUGUUAUUUUGUAUGCAAAACUGUAUUUUCAUUCUUCAGAACAUUCCAAUGUUGCUUUGGAACAACAAUCCUUGCAGCAGUAGGUUUUUUCUAGGACAGCUCAUCUCUAAUUUUUCGCAGUUACUGUGAGGUAGUUAAGGCUUGAACCCAGUGUGUAUCUGGUAACAAGACCAACUGAUGGAUUUACAGGGGCAGUCUCAUAAGGAUGUUUUGCUAAAGCUGCCAGGUGCAGCAAAUCUCUCUCUUCCUGUGUUACAUGGUGCAGUCUCAGCCUUCUGACUUCCCAACCCAAACAAUAUUUAGCUAAGUCACUCUAGAAUCAGAUUAAACUGAAUACUGGAGAGACAGAUUGUUGAUUAUAUGCACCUUGGUUACUCUUCUGAUGAAAUGAUUUUUAUGGACUGAAGAAAUUACAUAACAUGAAGUAGUUGCUGUUAAGAUUUAUGUCAAACUUGUUGUUAAAAAGGAAUAUUCAAUAAACUCCAGUUUC